GUUGACAUCGUUCUACUUCCCGGAUCGUUUACUCACUGUUCAUAACUUAUCAGUGCCACUUGAAGCAUCAUCUGCGUGACGUAUAAGUCCUGUGACUUGUUUCCUCUUGCACAAAACAGUGCAAUUUUGACCGAAAAUCUUCCAUAUCGCAAAACAACUGUCGUUAUUUAGUCGUUGCGUGUAGAAGAAAAGGUAUACAAUAUGUCUCUUUAUCCCACGCUUGAGGAUAUGAAGGUGGAUCAAAUGAUGAAGGCUCAACAGCAAGUGGAGUCACAAUAUAAUGUUCCACCUAUGCCACAAAUACACAAUGUUCCAUCAGCACCCCCUUACACUUCUUCUGCACUAUUAUACCCUUCACCGGCAGAAUACAUGGGACUGGAACUUGGAGAAGAAGUAAUAGAGGAAAAUAUGCCCGAAUAUUCUCUGGUUAGCCGUACAAGUACAGCACUUAGUAUAACUGCAACCUCAGGGCCUUUAGCAGGUAUGGUUGCUCCAUUAUCUGGCCAAUCAGAAGGAUUACAGAGAGCAAAUGUAACAAAUGGCAUACGGGAGUUAAUACUAUGCAAAGAUAAAGAUGGUAAAGUUGGUUUGAGAGUACGUGCCGUCAACAAGGGUAUUUUCGUAUGUGUCGUAAGUCCGAAUUCUCCAGCUGCGCUUGGUGGCUUACGAUUCGGAGAUCAAAUUUUAAGCAUAAACGAUGUUUCUGUCGCCGGAUUUACCAUGGAUCAAGUUCACAAAAUGUUGCGAGAUGCCAACGUUAACGGCAUCCGAGUGGUAGUACGCGAUAGACCAUUCGAACGGACAAUAACUAUGCAUAAAGACAGUACAGGUCAUAUAGGAUUCCAAUUCAAAAAUGGUCGAGUAACUGCCUUAGUCGAAAAUUCUUCAGCUGCGCGAAAUGGACUCAUAACGGAUCAACAAAUAUUAGAAGUUAAUGGAAAGAAUGUUGUUGGUAUGAAAGACAAAGAAAUCACGGCGGAGAUUAAAAAUGGCGGAAAUAUUAUCACCUUGACGAUUAUUCCAUCGUAUAUUUACGAUCAUAUGAUUAAAAAGAUGAAUAUUAUUGCUGCUAUGAAUAACAAGUAAGUAUAUUCAGAGUAAAUAAUUAAGCGGUUUUCGACUUAUGUCUCGCAUUUUAAUAUUCUGAUCUCUUAGAGUUGAUAUUUUACAUCUUUUUUAAAACAACAAACACUAUACAGUAGUGAUAAGUAUUGUUUAGUGUUCGUAUCCGUAGUAUUAACCCAAAGUUGAUCAAAUAUCAUUCGAAUGAGUACAAACAAUUUUUUAAAAACAAAAAAAUAUUAAACUCUUCAAACUCUUAUAUUUUAUCAUAGAUUUAUAUGCAUUUAUUUCUGGACAUGCACAAAUAUUCAUACUCAAUACUUGUCAAGUAAAUAGACUGCAAUAAAAUUAUUUAUUACCACGGUUAAAUAUUUCCAAUGUAUGAAUAACUUUACUGUCGUGUUGUUAUUACCAAAUAGUUCAUAAAUUGACAUUUUCUUUAGAAUCAUGUGCCCAAAUAAUAUUAGUUAUACAAUUUAAAAGUCUCUACCAUGUUAAUGCUUUUAUAUACAAUUUUAUCUUGUACAUAUUUGCCAAAUUUGUUUACCAAUGUUAUUAGGAUUUCUACAUUGUGACAUGUAAUGAAUGUACUAGACAAAGUGUACUAAUAGUAAAUUUUAUAUUCUUCUCGAUAAUGUGCCGUGCCAAUAUUAUGAAUUGUAAGUUAUGUAGUUAACUGAUUAAGGUUGAAAUAAAAUGUUGUAUACA
Molecule: messenger RNA, 1770 nt
Organism: Nomia melanderi (Alkali bee)
Lineage: Eukaryota; Metazoa; Arthropoda; Insecta; Hymenoptera; Halictidae
Product: syntenin-1
Cellular component (GO): cytoplasm; plasma membrane
Molecular function (GO): protein binding
Source: RefSeq, a predicted model, not a curated record